Messenger RNA from Cydia fagiglandana, 852 nucleotides. Its product is annotated as mucin-6-like. The record is from RefSeq and is a predicted model, not a curated record. The transcript is spliced from 5 exons. Lineage: Eukaryota; Metazoa; Arthropoda; Insecta; Lepidoptera; Tortricidae. The coding region runs from base 1 to 852 and encodes 283 amino acids.
AUGGAGUUUGAACAUGUGAUGGGGGCUUGUGUGCCCAAUAGCGCAUGUUACUGUAAUAACGGAUACGUUAGGGACAAGAAUGGAGUCUGUAUUAAAAGAGAAAAUUGCCCGGCACCGCCGAAAUGCGGCAAGGGCGAGGAGUGGAGCGACUGCGGCUCUUCGUGCCCGAAGUCUUGCGACAACAGAGACAACACGUGUCUGAUGUGUACGAUGAAUUGCGUGCCCGGCUGCUACUGCGCCGGCACGACCAUCAGAGGACCGAAUAACACUUGCGUUGAACCUAAAGACUGCCCUAAGCGCACGUGCACCGGCGAUAACGAAUAUUUCGACCCUUGUCCUCCAACAUGUCCUAGGGGCGAAAAAUGUGAGAACUUGUGGUCUAAAAUACCAUGCACGCCUAUAGACUGCUGUGACCCUCAAUGUCGAUGCAAGACCGGAUACUUCAGAAAUGAUCAAAAUAAAUGUGUCACCGCCAAAGAAUGCGCCCCAGCAGAGUGCGAUAAGGGAAAGGUGUACAGCGAAUGCGGUUCGUCGUGUCCUCCAUCGUGCGAGAACAGAGGGAACACGUGUCUGGUGUGCACGGCGCAGUGCGUGCCCGGCUGCUUCUGCGCAAAGGGGACCAUCAGAGCACCGAACAACACUUGCGUGAAACCGGACAAUUGCCCUCGACCCCACUGCGGCCCCAACGAAGAGUUCGUCAAGUGCCCGCCAACGUGCCCAAGAACCGAUGAGUGCAAGAACCUCUGGUCUAAAGUACCUUGCACGCCAAUAGACUGCUGCCAUCCUCAGUGUCGCUGCAAGUCUGGCUUCUACAGGAAGAACGGUGUUUGCGUUAGAGCUAAGGAGUGUUAG